GGCCCUUCUCCUGUUUCAGUAUUUAAAAUAUAUCAAUGUGGGGUUUGUUAAGGAGAUUACAGGUAGGUUUUUUAAAAAUAGCGAGGACGUGUUCAUGAAUUUAUUCUAACAGGACCGUUAAAAACAGCAAACUGUCUCGCUGAAGUAAGAAGAACAGGGAGGCUUUAAUAGCAUGGAGACAGAGGAAGUAUCAGCUGAGGUACCUGCAGAACCAACAAACGAGGUCAAAGAGGCAAAUACACAGGAAAGCAAAGAGUCCACAGCAAACACAGACAUUCAGGACUAUGUCACAGAAGAAAACAAAGAGGGAGGUGUAACCGAAACAGAAGGGGAGCCUUCCAAAGACAUCGACAAACCACCUUGUGACUGGUUGGAGCCACUCGAAGAAGACUGUGAUGAUGUUGAUUCUCAGAGCUUUGAUGGAGAAGUAGAGAGCCUUGUGGGGAGUGAACGGAGUGGGAGUGUGGUCAGUAUUAGGAAAACCGCUGGACAAAGAAGUGGCAGAGGUGUUGGGAGACCUAGAAAGAGAACACAGUUUGAGGCAGAUGAAGGCUGGGAAGAUUGUCCAUCACUAGGAGAAGGAUGGAAACGCAAACUGGUUUUUCGUCGAUCAGGCACCAGUGAAGGACGCAGUGAUACAUACUAUAUGAGUCCAAGAGGUCAUAAAGUAAGAAGUAGGGUUGAGCUUGUGAAACAUGUAAAGCAAUCUGUGGACCUCACAAAUUUUAAUUUUAAAACGGGCCAGUUUAUUGGUGAAGGGCUUCACUGGAGAAAGAGAAGGAAACUGGAUUCUCUCCAGGCAAACUCUUCUGUACCCAGUUUAACAGAUGCAGGUCCUGCGGCCGGAAGUCCAGCAUCUUCAACUAGUCUCAGCCUUGGUACAGUUCCGAUGUCGAGCUCGUAUUCGAUCCAAAAGGAUACUGGUCCUGAGACAAAUACUGCUUUACCAAGUACCACCACUCACCCUAUUGAUGAUUUGAUUGAAGAUUCUGCACAUUCAAAUCCUCCUCCGUUGGGCAGUUCAGUGUCUGCGGCCCCAGUUAGAACCAUCAAUGGUGCCAGUGGAGAGCCACAAAACAUGUUUUGUGUCUGCGAAAAGUGUCAUAAAACCUAUACUUUUGAAGAGGGACAAACUAUGUGCCAGAACUGCAGGCCAGAGGGUAACACAAGUUUAGCAAUAAUAAGACGCAGAAAACCCUACAAAAAGCGGUUUCCAUGUGGCCGAUGCCGGGCUUGCAGAAAUACAGUGGACUGUGGAAAAUGUGUUAGUUGCAAAAAUGGUCUGCUACGCCUUCGACUCAAUAAAAACUCUCGUAAAGUCGUUAAAUGUCGCAAACGGAAGUGUUUGCACCCCAAGCGUAGGGACAGGGUUGUAAAGACAUCAGAGUGGCAGUUUUCCAACAUGGCUGAAUCGCUAAGCACCGCUUCAAAUAUUUCACAGCCCACAGUCUCAGAUGAUUUUGAGGAAUCACAGAGCUCCUAUCUGCAGUACAGUGACUCAGAGGACCUGUCUGUGUUCUUUGGGGGUAAUGAUGGUGACAGUGGCCUGGAUGAGAUGGGUGUACCAAAGGUACGUCGUCGUUCAUGUGGGAAGUGUAAAGGCUGCGUUCUCCGUACAGACUGUGGAAGCUGUGAUUUUUGCAUGGACAAACCCAAGUUUGGAGGCAGCAAUAAAAAAAGACAGAAAUGCCGUUUACGGCAGUGCCAAAGAGAGGCUAUGAAGCAUUUGCUGCCCAUGGAUGAGGCGGAGAUGUUAUUUUCUCAGGGCUGGGUUCCCCGCAGAAGGCCUCGUUACACAUAUGGACAUAAUAGAAACAGGUCCAAAAAGUUAUCAUAUUUGAAUUUCGGGGUUCCUGCUAAUAAGGCUGAAGCGUAUGUGCCAAAGGCUUCCUUGGGUGUUGCCCAGGUGGUGAAUCGAGAUAGGCUCCUUCAUCCCAAUUUUAAUGGAAAGCGACCAGAUGUUCUUCCUAUGGCAAUUCCAAUAAACUAUGCUGGGACAAGUUUGAGGGAAGGGAAUCAACCACAAGGUUCAGCAGGUCAGGAACCUUAUCAAGAAGAGCAACAGGAGGACGUAUCUUGUCCGUCGAUCACUCAGAUAUUUAGCAUGGCAGACAGUGACCCCAUGAUCCAAGGCAUCGACAGCAAUCAUGAACUGAUGCCUCUCCUGAGAUCUCUUCGUAGCAUUGUACUUCCUGUCCUCUGGUUCUGCGUGGUGGUGGAUGGCCCUCGGUUACAGCUGAUACAGUGCUCCAAGCGCUCCACUAUGGCAGACACUACGAUUCAUAUUGAGCCCAGCUUCCACUACCACAUCAGCAUCCAGGGACAGCCUCUCCUGCCCACUCACAGACUCUACGACAGCCACCCGUCUCGUCUCACCACAACUAAAGAGAUUGUUGCCCUCCUCGAGGACCUAGAAAGGUACUGGGUCUGCCAGGGCUUGGGAAACAAGAAUUCAAGAAAAGGGUCCGAGGCUGUGUUUCCUGAGCGGGCGGCUACCUGUGACUUCCUCGUUUUUUCAGAAACAGAAUGCUGUGAAAAAUGCAAAGCUCUACGAAGGGUAUAAAGAGACUAUUCAGCAAAAGGGAGUUAGUCUUCAAGUAAUACAUCUCCUAUUUCUGAUUUUGAACUAUUCUAGAAUAUCUUUAUACUCUAAUAUUGAAAUAUUAGAGCACCAUUAAUUGUUAUUAUUAUUGUUAUUAUUUUUCUUUAGAAGGAUGGUACCAUUACAUUGACAGCUUAAUAAUUUUUUGGUUACAUUAAACCACAAAAACAUCACUUCCCACAUUAACAGGUUGGUUCAGCCCUGGAUUUGUUAUAAUGCAGAAUUCCGUUUCUUUCUUUUUGGACAAAAAAUGAACAGCACCAGGUUAAAUAAAUAAUGACUUAAUUUCUGUAUUUUUAUUUGAACUAUCCCUCGAGUGAUUGACCACUAAACAUAAAGAUGUUUUUCGACCCUAGAGUAUGUGACACAAUUUGGUACCUACUGUGGCUAAGGAUGCACACUGAAUCGCGGUCCUAUCAAUGUAGGUAGUGAAUGGGCAUGUUUUAAUCAAUGAAACAUUCAGCAGUUUAACUGUACAUCUUGCCUUGCACUAAAGUUGUAAUAGUGCUUCACAUCCAGUGUAGAUUAAUUCCUCACACCAAUGAUAUCUUUAUAUGUGUUAAUGCUUAUGUACUUCUCAGGGGGAUUUUUCAGAAUGCAUUAAUCAGAUGGAAGAUCCAUGUUUGUUAAAAGAUUUAAUAUUUGCUGUAUGAUAUGGGAUGAGGCUGCUAUCAUUUUGGAUAGACAAUUUUGUACAUGGUGCAAGUGGUGGCAGAGAAAUCAGAUAAAAAUAUAGAGAAUGUUUUGUUUUUUUGUCCUUUGCUAUUCGUAAUUUCUGUUUUCUUCAUUACAAAACUCUUUGAAUUUUUGUAUAUGCUUUUCAUAUAAAUAAUCUGAAUUCUGUUUAUUUAAUAAAUCAUAUUAUCUGUUGGA
Molecule: messenger RNA, 3475 nt
Organism: Carassius gibelio (silver crucian carp)
Lineage: Eukaryota; Metazoa; Chordata; Actinopteri; Cypriniformes; Cyprinidae
Exons: 15
Coding region: 173-2563 (796 amino acids)
Molecular function (GO): zinc ion binding; DNA binding
Source: RefSeq, a predicted model, not a curated record